CCCUGGCCGUGCCGCCGCCGCAGCCACCGGGCGAUCUCCAAGCGGCGAUCUCCAAGCGCCGCUCGGCUCGGCCGCGGGCCAGGAGGGGAGGGUCCGGCCUUGCCCCGCAGACGUCCAUUGGCGGCUUCCCCUGGCCUCCGCGCCAUGCCGCGGGCCGUGUGAGCCGGCGUGGGCUCGGGAGCCCGCAGGUGUCCGCGGGCGCGCCAGGCCCGGUUGGGGAGGGGGCGCUGCGCUCGUCAUGCUGCAAGGGCCCCGAGCCCUAGCUCCCGCGGCUGGGCCGCCCCUCAAGGGGCUGCCCGCGAUGAGCCCCACCGAGCUGUGGCCGACCGGCCUCAGCAGCCCCCAGCUCUGCCCGGCCACCACCACCUACUACACUACGCUGUACCCGCAGACUGUGCCUCCCGCUGCGGCGCCGCCGGGCACCUGCCUCGACGCCACCCCUCACGGACCCGAGAGCCAAGUUGUGCGAUGCGUGCCGGCUGGCCGGCUGGCGGCCAAAAGGAAGCUGGACCUGGAGGGAAUCGGGAGGCCUGCGGUCCCUGAAUUCCGGACUCCCAAGGGGAAGUGCAUUAGAGUCGAUGGCCUCCCCAGCCCCAAAACCCCCAAGUCCCCAGGCGAAAAGACUCGGUAUGACACGUCACUGGGGCUUCUCACCAAGAAGUUCAUUUACCUCCUGAGUGAGUCCGAGGAUGGGGUCCUGGACCUGAACUGGGCUGCUGAGGUGCUGGAUGUGCAGAAGCGGCGCAUCUAUGACAUCACCAACGUGCUGGAGGGCAUCCAGCUCAUCCGCAAGAAGGCCAAGAACAACAUCCAGUGGGUAGGCAGGGGAAUGUUUGAAGACCCCACCCGGCCUGGGAAGCAGCAGCAGCUGGGGCAGGAGCUGAAGGAGCUGAAGAGCAUGGAGCAGGCCUUGGACCAGCUCAUCCAGAGCUGCUCUCUGAGCUUCAAGCACCUGACCGAGGACAAGGCCAACAAGAGACUGGCCUAUGUGACUUACCAGGACAUCCGUGCUGUUGGCAACUUUAAGGAACAGACAGUGAUCGCUGUCAAGGCCCCUCCGCAGACAAGACUGGAAGUGCCCGACAGGAACGAGGAGAACCUGCAGAUAUAUCUGAAGAGCACGCAGGGGCCCAUCGAAGUCUACCUGUGCCCAGAGGAGGUGCAGGAGCCAGACAGUCCUGCCAAGGAGCCCCUCCCCUCCACCUCCACCCCCAGCCCUGACUCCGCUCAGCCCAGCAGCAGCACCAACCCUGGGAUCCCGGAACUCGCGGCAUCCCCAGCACCAGCGUUGACUCCCCAGCAGGUGCCACCACCACCACCCCUUGUCCCCCUGGAGGCCACUGACAGCAUGCUGGAGCUGCCACACCCACUUCUACAGCAGACCGAGGACCAGUUCCUGUCCCCGACCCUUCCGGGCAGCUCCCCUCUGAUCAGCUUCUCCCCGUCCUUGGACCAGGACGACUAUUUGUGGGGUCUGGACGGGGGUGAGGGCAUCAGUGACCUCUUUGACUCCUAUGACUUUGGGGACCUGCUGAUUAAUUGAGUGGCCCUGCCUGUCCCAGCAGCCCUGCCCAUCUCUACCUCCUCACAGACAGACUGACAGGUCUCUGCCUGCAUGGGGACAUUGGACACGAGGUGCUGCCCUCAGGACGUGGGGGUCUCCUCCUCUCCUUUCCUAGCCCCCUGCUGGCUGAAGCAUCUGGGGGGGAUGUGGAGGAUACAGGUGAGAUGUGUAUCAGGGGUUGGGUCCUGACCUUCCUGAUGGAAGCUGGGCCUGGAAAGGCCCAUCCAGUCUUCUGACCUCUGACCCCUCUGAUGUGAAGGGCCCCAGGUGAAGUGACCAGGUCCAAGGAAAGGUCCUGGCACCGCUUUUUGAGGGGUAAUUAGGACCCUCAAUUUAUCAAGAAGCACUUAAUACCUUUGUAUUUAUUUCAGGUUGAGUUUUGUUGGUUUGUCUUCUCUGAGUUUUAGCAGGGAGAUUGUUCUAGUUUCUAGUAAGACUUCUCCUCAGACAGACCCAGCACUGUCUACUGUCCAAGGGCAGGCCUAGGCCUGGCGAGGCCAACUCUGAUUUCCCUGCAGUGAUUGGGGGCUGGGUCUCUGAG
This is a messenger RNA of Ceratotherium simum simum (southern white rhinoceros), 2105 nucleotides long. It is a transcript of the gene E2F2, whose product is annotated as E2F transcription factor 2. Gene Ontology annotation, cellular component: RNA polymerase II transcription regulator complex. The record is from RefSeq and is a predicted model, not a curated record. Gene Ontology annotation, molecular function: RNA polymerase II cis-regulatory region sequence-specific DNA binding; protein dimerization activity; DNA-binding transcription factor activity, RNA polymerase II-specific. Lineage: Eukaryota; Metazoa; Chordata; Mammalia; Perissodactyla; Rhinocerotidae. Gene Ontology annotation, biological process: regulation of transcription by RNA polymerase II.